This is a messenger RNA of Toxorhynchites rutilus septentrionalis, 1762 nucleotides long. It is a transcript of the gene Poc1, whose product is annotated as POC1 centriolar protein homolog. Gene Ontology annotation, cellular component: centriole; ciliary basal body. Gene Ontology annotation, biological process: cilium assembly. Gene Ontology annotation, molecular function: protein binding. The record is from RefSeq and is a predicted model, not a curated record. The transcript is spliced from 2 exons. Lineage: Eukaryota; Metazoa; Arthropoda; Insecta; Diptera; Culicidae. Bases 138 to 1280 code for a protein of 380 amino acids.
ACAAAGUUUGAUUUUCAAAGCAAAGGUGCAAACGGUUUUCUUACAACGUUUUUCACAUAAAAUAUAAAUUUUAUAUCGUAGUAAACCUAGAUUCAUACAUAGCUUGAAGAACCGUUCUAGUGCCACAUUACGCAGAAAUGUCUUCCGAUCCCGUUCUUCUACGCCAUUUAAAAGGCCAUCGCAGCAGGGUGACGGGAAUAUCGUUCCAUCCGGAGGGUAAUCGUUUCGUAACCGGUUCGACCGACAAUACUGCGAUCGUGUGGAAUAUCAAGGAGCAGGUGCGUUGUAUGCGCUUCGAAGCCCAUACAGACGUUAUUAACGAUAUCGACUGGUCCCCGGAUGGGAAAAUAGUUGCCUCCGCUUCCAAGGAUCGUACCGUUAAAAUUUGGGUACCUUCGUUGAUGGGCAACUGUGACGAAUUUCGAGCCCACACUUCAAACAUCCGAUCGGUAGAUUUCAAUUCGACGGGUAAGAAACUGAUCACUGCAUCGGACGAUAAGUCGAUCAAAUUGUGGAGGGUGUCGCGGAAGCACUUUGUUUCAUCCUUCACCGGACACACCAACUGGGUUCGUUGUGCUCGCUUUUCACCGGACGAUAGGCUGAUUGCCUCAUGUGGAGAUGACAAGGCACUAAAACUGUUCGAUCCCAGUUCCGGACAAUGUGUGCACACUUUCAUAGAUCAAAAAGGAGCUGGAAACAAAGUUGCUUGGCAUCCGGAUGGAUCUUUGGUUGCCAUUGGAUUGGACAAUGCUCGGGUGAAAAUUUACGACAUAAAGGUCCGAAAGUUGAUUCAGUAUUACAGGAUAUUUGAAGGAUCGAUCAACUCGUUGGAUUUCCACCCAUCGGGUAAUUAUCUCCUGACUGGGUGUGACGAUGGAGCCGUCAAGAUUAUUGACUUGCUGGAAGGGCGGCAUAUUUAUACGCUCACAGGACACACAGCCGCCGUAAGCGCUGUUAAAUUUUCGAAGGAUGGACAGCUUUUCGCAACCGGCAGUGAAGAUAGACAUAUCAUGUUGUGGAAAGUCAAUUUCAACGGCGAAUCUUCAGAGAAUUCCCUCUACACAUCCGAAUGCAACGAUCUCCAACAGACACAUAAGGUUCCUCGACAAUCGGUUCCGUCCAGUAAAAAGUUAAGUUACGAUGAAUUUCAAGGUACUGAUGAAGAUGAUGAACUAAGGCUUUGCAAUAACAAAGAAAACCUUCCUGACAGGAGCAUCCUAGUAGAUGCCAGGAAAACAGAGAAUUUUCAUCUCACGGACGCUGUUGAGGUUUGCGAAUAAUAAUUAUUCAUCUUUUAUUUCAAGAUCCUCCACUCUAAUUAGAAUGUAGCGGAACAGACUAAACUAUAUCGUGUAAUUUAUAUUUUAAAGGAAAUAGUAAUAAGACUAAGCAAGAGUCCGCGCAUACGCUGUAUGUCGGAGUUAUGUUUGCAUUCAUCCACUGGCAGCAGUGACAUUACAAAAACAUUUGAACAAGUAAUACGCAAGUUGAAUCUCAUCGAAACAAUUGUACUCGGUCUGGAACGACGGGUCACAAUGCUAGAAGAUGUUGUUCUCCAUCGACGCUAGAAAGGUUUCUUUUCUAUUCAUAUAUAUAUAUAUAUUUUUAAUUGUACAUAGCUCUCGAACAAAUUUAUUUUCAAUUUGCUCUAUCUGUCGAAUAAGAAGACUCUAUUGCAUUUAAUAAGGAUAAUUAUAGUUUUUAUUAGUCCAACUUCCAUUUAACUCUAUAGUAACUUUCCAACAAAAAAUAAUUAACUAAA